AUGACGGGCCUCUUGGCUAAAGACACCAUUAGUGAGGUCAGCAAAACACAGAACCCAUCUCAUUGGCUUGUGGUGGCUAAGGCUGAGCCCAGUCUUGUUUUUAAGAGUGCCAGGUUCACAAAUCUGUUCUGCGGGCGUAGGAAGAUGGCCUGGGAUAUGUUUAAUAGCACAGGUGAGUUAAUUAAAAAAGCUGUGAGCGUAGAGCAGCAGGAUGAACGCUCACCAAGAGUUACUGAAGUCGUCAAAGACAGAGCGAAGAGUCUGAGUCAGACCUCUGACUCCACACCAUCUACCAAAGGUUUUCCUCUUACCUGUCAAGAGCAAAACUCCGUAACUGUCCCAAUCACGCUAUUUAAAAAGGAACUCAAAAUGAGUCAGAGUCUUCAUUAUGGGCUUAUCAGCACACUGUCUGAGCCGCUUUUCAGCAAUGAAGAGUGGUAUUACCAAAAUCUCUCAAAUGACAGUUACAGCGAUUAUGAUGGCCAUGACUCUGACUUGUAUGGUGGGCCUGAUAAACAUCAAGAAAACAUGAUCAAAACAUUCCAGACGUGUGCUUUCUGCGUGAUCUUUCUACUAGGCGUUGUAGGAAACUGCCUCGUGAUCGCCACCUUUGCCCGCUACUGUUGCCUCCGGCUUCGCUCCAUGACUGAUGUCUUUCUGUUCCACCUUGCGCUGGCAGACCUCAUCCUGCUCCUCACCAUCCCUUUGCAGGCCAUUGACACCCAUCUGGGUUGGAUCUUUCCUGCCCUCAUUUGCAAAAUCAUGCGUGCAUGCUACGCUAUCAACACGUACAGCGGGCUGCUGCUGCUUGCCUGCAUAAGCGUCGACCGCUACAUGGUGGUUACACGAGCCCAUAAGAUGCUGCGACUGCGCAGCCUGAUACUGACAGCAGGAAAUGUUGCUGCUGUAGGUGUCUGGAUUGCUGCUGUUCUCCUCAGCCUGCCUGAAAUCAUCUACUCUGGAGUCAACAUGAAUGCUGGUUCACUAUACUGUGGCCUUCAAGCAGCAGGGCUCGUCAGGAUGGCCCCCAGUGGUACCAUCAUUGCUGUCUUCUGUGUGUCCUUUGUCAUCAUGGUGACAUGCUAUACUUCCAUUGGUGUAGUUUUAUGGGGCGGCCACGUGCAUCGCAAAGGUAAACAGUGGCAUCGUCAGCGUACGCUGAAGCUAAUGGUGUUUCUGGUCUUAGCUUUUCUGAUGUUCCAGCUGCCCUACACCUUGAUAUUGUCUCUCAAACUAGCGGGAAAGUCCAAAACUACGGUGCUAGAGUAUGCCACCUGUACUCUGGCUUACUCCCGCUGCUGCCUCAACCCCAUUCUGUAUGGUCUGGUCGGCAUGCGCUUCCGUAAGGAUGUGCUGCAACUCAUGCAUGAUUUGGGCUGCCCAUGUGGAUUCCAGUUAAGGCUGCAGAUGGUGAGCUCUACAUCUAUCUCUGCCACAUCUCCUGCUCUCACAGUGCCCUCAGUUUGUUCUCCAACAUCACCCGAUCGCAGCAUCUCCAGCGGCAACGCGGAAUCUUCCCUCAAAUUUCACUUUCCAGCAGCGAGAUCAGAAGUUCCAGUUUUAACUUGAGCGCACCAGUCGUCAUGAAGAACCCAGCCAUUAUGAAACAAAUAAGCCUAAAUGUUGGAGCCGGCGCCUGUAGGGGUGUCAGUACUUUGUGGCGUCAAACAGAUGCAGCAGAUUUUAAAUGCUGUUGCACGUGUCCUCCAGUAGACCAAAAAAAAAAACAGAUCCUAUCACCUCCCCAGGUCUGCACACCAGCCCUGCCUAUCUCAGCGAGCUGAUUCAAACUCAACCGUUCAUUUAAAGGAAUUGUACAGAUCUCUUCAGUUACCUGAAACUGGGUUGGUUUCUGUUCCAAGAAUCUUAACUGAAACAAGAUCAGCAUUUAAUUUUCAUUUUGUUUAAAUAAUUUAGUACUAUAUAUUUUAUGUAUAGCAUGCAUAUCGAGAAGAAGCAUUUUUGUUUCUUAUAAAGGUUUAAAACAUGUUUUCAAAUGUAAAGGUUUGUUCAGGUUUAAUACAUUUUUCAGCUUUUGUAUU
This is a messenger RNA of Nothobranchius furzeri (turquoise killifish), 2042 nucleotides long. Lineage: Eukaryota; Metazoa; Chordata; Actinopteri; Cyprinodontiformes; Nothobranchiidae. The record is from RefSeq and is a predicted model, not a curated record.